Molecule: messenger RNA, 699 nt
Organism: Closterium sp. Naga37s-1
Lineage: Eukaryota; Viridiplantae; Streptophyta; Zygnematophyceae; Desmidiales; Closteriaceae
Source: the annotation of a GenBank genome assembly
AUGGCGAAGGCAGCAGUGUACGGCGACGCCGCCGCAGUCCGAACGAUCACACUGCCGCAUGGCGGCACGCUCAGCGCCGCCGCAGCUUACGGAGAUGACUCGCUGGCGUGGCCCAAUCCGGCGAGCAAGAAAGGCAACGCCGCGAGGAGGGCACUCGUGGUACGAGAGGGGGCCACCACCAGCGGCGACAGCAGCGCGAGCGUGCAGGUUGCCAAGGCCGUGGCGUUGGGGAAGGCUGCCGUCGCGCAGCUGAACUUCACGACGCGGCAGCUGUGCGUGGGCGUCGACAAGAAGACGAUGAAGGCACUGAAGAGCGCCAAGAAGAAGAGCGCAACUGUGUGGUGGAAGGGCAGAGGGGGCUCGGGUAGUGGGGGCUCGGGCAGUGGGGGCUCGGGCAGUGGGGGCUCGGGCUUCUCGUCGGGCAGCCCGUCGACGGGUGGUCAGUGCGCGCAGGUCAAGUUCUUCGGUAAAGACGGCUGCCAAGGCCCGGCGCUGGACAGCAUCGUCAACCCGCUCACGCCUGGGUCCACGUUCGCAAGCACGGAGAAAGAUAUUCUCAAGUGGGCUUCAGUGGCGUCGGUUCUCUGCGAUCUGAAAGUCAGCUCCAGCAAUCCUGCAUGUGCGGCAUUGGGGUGUGACCCUGGUGGCUCCUGUCAGGUGGAUCAGAGCAGCGAGCUUUUCUGCCAGUGGGGUGAGUGA